AUGUCCAUGGGAGAUGACGACCGGGCGUACCAUCAUCAAAUGUCUGUGAUUGUAACCGCCGCAAACGCCAACCUUCCCGGCCACGGCAAGGGCCCUCUGGUGUCGGUCUCCUCGGAGCUGCUGACUAAAGAGUCUCAUCUCAUGUACGACUUUGAGCGCUACGUGGCUCGAAACCCGUCGCGCUUCAACCAAAAGGUUCUCGACAACCUCCGCAUUCACCACACAUACACCCGCUCGUCUCUGGACACUCUGGUGAACGAGUUUCUGGCAGAAAUCACCCCCGCAUGCGCCAACAGAGACGCCCCGUCCAUGCUGCCGUCCAAGAUGGGCUCGCUGCCCAACGACUCGCUGACGGGCUCGGUGCUCUCCAUCGACAUUGGAGGCAGCACUCUCCGUGGCUCCAUGGUCGAUCUGGAGAAGAUGACCGUCACGGACUCGGUCCAGCACCUCAUCCCCGACACGGUCAAGAACUACUCGGGCUCGGACUUUUUCGACUGGAUCGUCGAGCGAAUCAUGCCUCUGGUCAAGGACUGCACAGCCACCAUCAUCCCCAUCGGCCUGUCGUGGUCCUUCCCCAUCUUCCAGCCCCACAUCUCCUCAGGCCUGAUCCAGACCAUGGGCAAGGGCUACGGAGUGGCAGACGAAAUCAUCAACCAGGACCUCAAGGAAUUGUUCGAGACCCACUUUGCCUCUCACGGCAAGACCGUCGAGGUCGGCGCCAUUCUCAAUGAUUCGGUGGCGUCUCUGGUGGCAGCCAACUACAUUUCCAACGCUCCCCUGUGUCUCAUUCUCGGCACAGGCAUCAACGUGUCUGCCCUGAUCCCUAAAGACCAGCUCAAGAAGACCGAGCAGGACCAGGACAAGUACAUUGUCAACUGCGAGGCGUCUCUGUUUGGCCAGUGUGUGUCCAAGACGUGCUGGGACCUGGAGCUAGACCAGGCUCUGGAGCGCCCUGGAUUCCAGCCUCUCGAGUCUCUGUCUUCCGGACGAUACCUCGGCGAAAUAUGCAGACUGAUUCUGCGAGACUUGUCCAAGACGGGUUUCUUGAGCCGACCAGACGUCGGGCCCUACGAGCUGACAACCGCCGAAGUGGCUGAUUUGGAGACCGCCGACUCGGGAGAGCUGGACUACGUGCAGGACAUCAUUCUGGCCACCUCCGACCGGUCUGCCGCCCUGGCAUCGGCCUUCAUUACCGCCAUUUACAAGCUGACUGGUUCGGACUGCGAGUCGCCGUCCAUUGCCUACGACGGCACCAUGGUGCAGAAGUACCCCAACUUCCGUCCUCGAAUGCAGCAGCGACUUAGGGAGCAGGGCCUGAACGUGACAUUUGUGGCUGUGGAAGAGGGCACCGUGUAUGGCUCCGCCAUUGCAUGCGCCAGCCAGCUUUCACAGUAG
Messenger RNA from Yarrowia lipolytica CLIB122, 1395 nucleotides. RefSeq lists its product as uncharacterized. Gene Ontology annotation, cellular component: cytosol; mitochondrion. NCBI's taxonomy places the organism in Eukaryota, Fungi, Ascomycota, Dipodascomycetes, Dipodascales. Gene Ontology annotation, biological process: intracellular glucose homeostasis; glucose metabolic process; glucose 6-phosphate metabolic process. Gene Ontology annotation, molecular function: D-glucose binding; mannokinase activity; glucokinase activity. The record is from RefSeq and is a predicted model, not a curated record.